AUGAAUUCAUCAUCAUUUAAUUCAAAUGAACAAGAACAAUCAGUGACAAAUCUUGUUAAAAUUCAUUCAUUAUCACAACUACUUAAACGUGAUCGAGAACAAUUAUUAACGCAAUCACGUUCAAUAGCAUAUUAUCAUCCAAAUAUCGAUCGAGAUAAAGCCGAACUAUUAUUACGAGCUAAAUAUACACGUUAUAAACGUGAUGGUUUAUUUUUAUUACGAGAUUGUACAACAUCACCACAUGAUUUUAGUUUAUCAAUUGUUUGUGGUGAUAAAUGUUAUCAUUAUAAAAUACAACUUAUUUAUGACAUCUAUUUUUCUAUUGACUCAGGUCCUCAAAUAGCCGGUAUAGAAAGUUUAAUAAAUUAUUAUCAACAACGUGCUGAUGGUCUUGCUUGUAUUCUUUCCAGUGAUUUUGUUCAAGGUCAACCACCACCAACUGCUGCUCGACGUUUAGGUUCAACAAAUACAUUACAUCGAGCAUGUAAACAAGGUAAUUUUGAAAUAGUCAAAAAAAUUCUAUCACCAGAAAUAUUAAUUAAUCGACCUGAUGUUAAUGGGAAAGAUGCAUUUGGAUCUACAGCACUUCAUGAAGCAAGUUAUUUUGGUCAUGAUGAUAUUGUUCGUUUAUUAAUUAAAGCUGGUGCUCAUGUUCUUGCACGAGAUACUGAUGGUGCUACGGCUUUACAUAAAGCAGCAGCCAGUAAUCGUCCAUCAACAUUACUUAUUUUAAUAACUGAAGGUUUUGCUGAUUAUGAAGAACGUAAUUAUACGAAUCAUUGGGUACCUUUACAUGAAGCAGCUUUUCAUAAUUCAACAGCUUGUGUUCAAGUUUUACUUGAUUGUGGUGCUCCACUUCGUCCACGUACAGAUCAAGGAAAAACGCCACUUGAAUUAGCUGAAGAAGUUAAAUCUGAUGAAUCAAUUAGUUUACUUCGUGAAUAUAAAAUUUCACCAGCAGAAUCAAAUCGUAUCGAUUGGUUACAUAAUGAAACAACAUUUGAUCGUCUUGCUGCUAAACAAUUAAUUGAAUCAAUUAAAACUGGUCAACGUAAUGGAAUGUUUGUUGUUCGUCAUAGUUCAAAAAAUCUACAAAAUUAUGCUUUAACAAUUUAUAAUGAUAAUGAAUUUUUUAAUUAUGAAAUUAUACAUCUUAAUGAUACAACAUAUUAUAUUGAUGAUGGACCUUAUUUUGAUACACUUGAACAUUUAAUUGAUCAUUAUUGUCGAAUACCAGAUGGUUUACCAACAACAUUAACAUGUUCAAUAAAUUCUAUAGGACAAAUAAUUAAUAGUCGUAUUCAACCAUUUUCAUUAUCAUCUGCAAUUAAUAAAACUAAAAAUAAUUUAAUAAAAUCUAAACAAAAUUCCAAUCGACAAACAAAUAAUGAAGAUGGCAAAACUACUCGUAAAAAGAGUCCAUCUAUUAAUCUUAAUCGUCGUUCAACAUUUUCAUCAACAUUAAGUGGUUCUGUAACAUCACUUAAUUCAUUAUCAUCACGUUCUCGAGCAUCAUCAACUCAUGAAGAUCCAUUAUCAACAUCAUCAUCUAGUGCAUCACUUUCAAGUAAUAGUCCAUCUCAACAUCAAGCAGCGUCAUUAUUAAAUGAUCGAAAUCCAAUAACAAAUACAACACCAUUUGUUGAUCGACGAAAAAAUGUUGGAGGUAAAAUAAAACCAUUUAUACCAGAUUUUAAUAAUGAUAAUGAACGACGUUCGACAAAAAUUUCUAAUGGUAAAAAUUCAACAUCAAUUAAACGAUCAACAAUUCCUGUUCUUCAAGUACAAAAACGAAAAUCAUUACAUUUAACUAUUAUAUCACCAAGUCAAAUACAACAAACAGCUAAAUUAGGUGAAGGUGAAUUUGGUGAAGUUUAUGAAGGUUUUUAUCGUGAAGAUUUAAAUAAUCCAACUGGUAUACCAGUUGCAAUUAAAAUUUUAAAAGAUUAUUCUUAUUCAGCAAAAAAAGAUUUUCUACGUGAAGCUGAACAUAUGGCUACAUUAAAUCAUCAUUGUAUAUGUACAUUAUAUGGUAUUGUUGAUUCAAGUGAUGAUAGUAUGAUGAUGGUAAUUGAAUUACUUUUACUUGGUUCAAUGCUUGAUUAUUUAUGGAAACAUAAAAAUUCCAUAGGUGAAAAUCGUUUAAAAUUAUGGGCAUCACAAAUUGCUGAUGGUAUGGCAUAUAUGGAACGUAAAGGAAUUGUUCAUAGAGAUUUAGCUGCAAGAAAUAUACUUAUGCAAUCAACAGAUCAAGUUAAAAUUAGUGAUUUUGGUCUUUCAAGACGUAUUGAUGCUGAUGUUUAUAUGCAAAAAUCUGACAGUAAAAUUCCAGUUAAAUGGUAUGCACCAGAAGCAAUUAGUAUCGGUAAAUUUACUACAAAAUCUGAUGUUUGGUCUUUUGGUGUUACUCUAUGGGAAAUGUUUUCUUAUGCAGCAACACCUUAUGGUGAUAUGAGUGGUACUGAUGUAUAUUAUUUUUUACAACAUGGAAAACGUUUAGAACGGCCAUCACGUUGUCCAUCAUCAACAUAUCAAUUAAUGCAAAAAUGUUGGGAAUGGGAUGAAAAAAAACGACCAACAUUUUCUGAACUUUUACAAUUAUUAAAAAAUGAUUCUGAUUAUCGUGAUACAAAUAAAACAAUUCCAAUAACUACAACAUUGUUAAGAAAAAAACCAUUAAAACUAACAUUAAGUUCAUCAACAUUAGUUGAUGAAAAUAAUGAUCAUAAUGAUGAACAGAAAAAUGAACAGUAUAAAAUAAAUGGUAAUGGUAAUGGUCAUGUAUCAAGAACAAUAACUCAAUUUCAACAAGCAUUAAAUAAAGAACGAACAAAUUCUUAG
This is a messenger RNA of Rotaria sordida, 2841 nucleotides long. The record is from the annotation of a GenBank genome assembly. Lineage: Eukaryota; Metazoa; Rotifera; Eurotatoria; Philodinida; Philodinidae.